Xyrauchen texanus (razorback sucker) is the source of this 1311-nucleotide messenger RNA. It is a transcript of the gene ubtd1a, whose product is annotated as ubiquitin domain containing 1a. Lineage: Eukaryota; Metazoa; Chordata; Actinopteri; Cypriniformes; Catostomidae. The transcript has 3 exons. The record is from RefSeq and is a predicted model, not a curated record. Bases 308 to 970 code for a protein of 220 amino acids. Gene Ontology annotation, molecular function: protein binding.
AGCAUGGGCUAUUUUUUGCUGCUUAAAGCAAACUUGGUGAGCUGUUCUGAUUUAUAUUUUUGCGCUUGUUAUUAUUAGUUUUACAAAACUGUUUUUACGAAACAGAUAAUGGGUGUCUACGCUGGAUUAGAAAACUUGAAUAAGCUACUAGCCAAGUGUCAAAUCAGUGCUUUGCUAGACAUCUUGUAGCAACCGGAAGGAGUGUGGCAAGAAGCGUUGAUGUGGCUCUCAAACAUCUGCAUGAGGUCAUAGGAAGAGCUGUCCAGCAACUUUUCUCACAUUGAAUGACUAAGUGAUUGUUCAGACCAUGGGAGUUCCAAACUCGAGAGACUAUCAUCCGACAGUUACUGUUGUGCUAAAAAGACGCAAUGAGCCCCUGAAGAAAGACAAACCUAAAUGGAAAAGUGACUAUCCUAUGACCGAAGGACAGCUGCGCAGUAAAAGAGAUGAAUUCUGGGACACCGCCCCGUCCUUUGACGGCCGUAAAGAGAUCUGGGAUGCGUUGAAAGCUGCAGCCGUAGCAAUUGAGUGUAAUGAUCACAAGCUUGCACAAGCUAUUGUAGAUGGAGCUAGCAUCACAAUGCCUCAUGGGUCUCUUAUGGAGUGCUAUGAUGAACUGGGGAACCACUAUAAGCUCCCUGCUUACUGCCUGGGUCCUCCAGUGAACCUGAUCUCUGAAUGCAAUGAUCAUAAUGUGUCUGAACACCCUGAGCCACAGGAAAAGGAGAAGGAGUUCCAGCUGAAGGUGCGUCUUUCCACCGGCAAAGACCUUCGCCUCAGUGCCAGCAUGGCUGACUCCAUCCGUAAGCUGAAGAAGCAGCUUCAAAUUCAGGAAGACAUUGAUACCGCCAGCCAGCGCUGGUUUUUCUCCGGCAAACUACUCACAGAUAAAACACGUUUACAGGACACCAAGAUCCAAAAGGACUUUGUAAUACAGGUCAUUGUCAGUCAGCAUAUUAUUCCCAAAUAAGCUCUCAAAAAUGUGAACCAGUACACAAUGAAAACCAGGAGACACUUGAGCUAUUUAUAUGUUUCCAUUUUUUAAACCUUCUUAAAUCCCUCCUUUUUCACAGCUUAAGUAACUCCUCAUUGGAAACCCACUUAUCAGGUCUGAGUUUAAAAACUUUUUCCAAACAUGAAGCACAAAUGUUCUUCCUAGAAGCAUCUGUUUUUAAAACCCAAGAGUAGCUGAAAAGGCAAAACAUAUACAUGCAGAAAUAAGUGGUAUAAAGUGAAUGUAGGUUUAUUAAUUAUUGAUAUUAGUGACCAUCUACCAGUUUUUACUGUAUAUGAUUGCGAAUAUAGGAUUAA